UCAAAAAAAAAAUUGAAAAUCCCAACUUCUGCUUCAUCUUUUUGGCUUUAGUUCUUGCUUUAUUAGGCCAAAAAAUCCAACAAGGUUUUCUAUUGUACAUUCUAAUUGGAUUGCCAAGGAUUUCACAACGAUUUUGAGUGAUUGCAAUUACGCAUUGCAUAAUUGGUGCUCUUGUGCAGAGCAAACCAAAGAAAUGUUGUCUUUGCAACAGUUACCUUGUAUUCAUCAGACAUUGUUGCUAAAUGCAUCUACUCAGCUAGGGGUGUAUGCCAAUGGCCGGUUCCAAAGAGGCGUGCCUUUUCUUGUUAGAGCAGAGCAAAUAUCGGCACCUUCAACCUCUCUCCAAGAUAAGUUCGGGAGGCGGCAACUGCUUGCGACUGGAGUAACAGUUGCUCCAUGGUUCUUAUUGUCAUACCAAAAAUCAACGGCAUUUGCUGCAGAAAAUGCGAAGGGGUUUUUACCAGUCACAGACAAGACAGAUGGAUAUUCGUUUAUCUAUCCCUUUGGAUGGCAGGAAAUUGUUAUCGAAGGCCAAGACAAGGUUUUCAAAGAUGUUAUCGAACCUUUAGAAAAUGUCAGUGUUAAUGUGUUCCCGACAAACAAAGAGAACAUUCGGGACCUUGGUUCCCCACAAGAGGUUGCAGAAGCCUUAAUUAAAAAGGUUCUUGCUCCCCCAUCACAGAAGACAAAGCUACUUAAUGCAACGGAGCAUGAUGUUGAUGGGAAAGCUUAUUACACGUUUGAAUUCGUUGCUCAAGCCCCAAACUUCACGCGCCACGCUCUCAGCACAAUCACUAUCGGCAACGGGAAGUUCUACACUUUGACAACGGGGGCAAACGAGAGACGAUGGGGCAAAAUGAAAGAUAAAUUAAGCACAGUCGUCGGUUCCUUCAAAAUCUUCAAUGUCUAAAGAUUCUCGACUUCGUAGCUAACACUGCAGGCUAUCAAAUUCCGAUAUAUAGUUGAGCAUUUUCGUCUUGAACGAUCAAAUUUUAAGCAGUUUUUCGCUGUAUUUUCGUUAAAUUCCAAGAAACCCCAUUUUUAUAGUACAUAUGAUAAUGUGAAGAAAAAAUUAUUAUCCA
Cynara cardunculus var. scolymus (artichoke) is the source of this 1082-nucleotide messenger RNA. Its product is annotated as psbP-like protein 1, chloroplastic. Gene Ontology annotation, cellular component: extrinsic component of membrane; photosystem II; photosystem II oxygen evolving complex. Gene Ontology annotation, molecular function: calcium ion binding. The record is from RefSeq and is a predicted model, not a curated record. The transcript has 9 exons. Gene Ontology annotation, biological process: photosynthesis. Lineage: Eukaryota; Viridiplantae; Streptophyta; Magnoliopsida; Asterales; Asteraceae. Bases 194 to 910 code for a protein of 238 amino acids.